Messenger RNA from Misgurnus anguillicaudatus (oriental weatherfish), 3629 nucleotides. RefSeq names its product neurotrimin (gene ntm). The record is from RefSeq and is a predicted model, not a curated record. NCBI's taxonomy places the organism in Eukaryota, Metazoa, Chordata, Actinopteri, Cypriniformes, Cobitidae.
CCGCCACACACGCGCUUCAUAUCUGUUCACGCGCAGCUGUGGAGUGACGUUUUGCCACGUUUAUUCGCUCGCGCUCUGUAGCUUUCACUUUUUAAAGUUUGAGUCUGUUAGGAAAAACGUUUUUUAUGUGAAUAUAAAAUGCAAUAGCAUCUAGAAAAGCAGAAAGACCGAAGACGCAGAACUAAAGCGCACAUUUCCUUCAUGCAUUUUUAGUUUAUUUCAGUUGCGUGACAGCACUGCGCACUCGUAGAUAAGCGCUGUGUACUUUAAGUACGCGGGGGAUUUUGUUUUCUACCUGGGAAGGAAAUCUGGAUUAACAGAUGAACUGUAAUGGCUAACUAACAGUGUGCGGGACUGCUGUUGGGAAAGUGUUGAGAUGAAGAUGCUGGACGGAUGCUGGAGGAGAUGUGUUGUGGUGGGUCUCAGACUGUUGCUAUUUCUUCCCGCAGGUCUGCCCGUCCGCAGCCAAGGAGAUUCCAAUAACAAACAGAUGGACAAUAUCACCGUCAGACAAGGAGAGACGGUCUUCCUCAGUUGUUCACAAGGGGACUUUGUGACACACACGGCAUGGCUGAACAGAUCAAGUAUACUGUACGCUGGAGAAGAUAAGUGGUCCGUAGACCCCAGGGUUAGCUUGGUCAAUCUGAACCAGGCCGAGUUCACCAUCAAGAUUACAGAUGUGGACUUGACGGAUGAGGGCCAGUACACAUGCGCAGUGCAGACGGUCAGCAGACCUCGAACCACGUCCGUUCACAUCAUCGUUCAAGUUCCACCAAAGAUUGUGAACUUGUCGAAGGACCUGGUGGUGAAUGAAGGAUCCAACGUAACUCUGAUGUGUCUGGCGAAUGGCAAACCAGAACCUGCCAUUGUGUGGAGAAUGUUAUCAGAUGACAGUCUGAGUUCAGACACAGAGGUUUUGGAGAUCCCCUUCAUCACCAGAAAAAGAGCAGGGACUUACGAGUGCACCGCUGUGAACGACAUCGCCGUGGACACGCAGACGGUCGAGCUCACUGUCAACUAUCCUCCCAGUAUUUCAGAAGGCAGGGAUGUUGGUGUGACCCUGGGUCAGCGGGGUGUCCUGCUGUGUAAGGCAGAUGCUGUACCCGAGGCAGAUUUUGAGUGGUACAAAGAUGACAGGAGGAUCUUCAGUGACUUUGAUGGCAUUAAGAUCGAGAAUUCCGAUGCAUUUUCAAAGCUGAUAUUCUUCAACGUGUCAGAGACGGACUACGGCAAUUACACUUGUUUGGCUACCAACAAACUCGGCAGUGCCAACACAAGCAUUCUCCUGUAUGAAAUAAUUGAACCCACUAGUUCAACGCUAUUGCAAGUGGAGACCGCUUCUGUUUUAGAAAUGACCUCAUCCGAUUUAAAGCAAAGAGCCUUUGAAAACAAUGAAUUGUGGGAAGGACCCGGAGCAGUUCAGGAUGGCAACAGCGGCACAUCAACAGUGUUCACACCCAACUGUCUACUUCUCAUCAUACUUCUACAACUUUUGCUCAAGUUUUGAUGGUGAAGAUGUUUUCAUUGGAUCAAAUGUGUGUGACAUCAUUGUUAUUCACACCUGGAGUCGCAAAUCGUGCACGGGUUACCAAAAAUGCCCAAAAUGUGCAUGGGGUACCCAAGUAAUUCUUUUAAUAAAAAUAAUCAUGCAUUUUUUUUGUUGUUGUUUAUUAUAGAGUUUAAUAUCGUAACUACUUUUUUGCCCUGCAGAAUACAAUGUUUUGUAUUCACUAAAAAGCAAAGUACAGAGAGGCAUGUCUAAUUUUAAAUAUUUAAUUUAUUUUGUGAUUGUCAUUUAAUUUUAACUCUGUAACCCCUUAAAACUCAUAGAAUACAACGUUGAUAUGAAAGUCAUUAUAUCAAAGGCAUGACAUUGCAAGGGCAACUGUCUCUGUUUUUGGAUUGUCGCUAUACUGUAUCUGUAUUGUAUCAUAACUGUACAGCCGAUCAAAAUAAGCAGCAAAAAACACAGUUUAAAAAUUCUUUAAUGUUCACGUCAUGUAUGUUUUGUGUUAUCGUUUGCUCCAAACUCUAUUUUAGUAUUUCACAUGCACACAAAAAUGAAAACAAUAUUACAUAUCAGUUUUUUAUGUUGACCAGAAUAAAACACAGGGACUAUGCAGAACCACAUAAGCACUCGCUGAUAUAAUUCUAUAAAACAAAAAAUAUAUAAGAAAGGUUUAAUUAAAUGCAUUUAAUUAAAAAUAAUCAAAAGAUGAAAAUGUGGCAUGUGGGUUUUAUUAUUGGACCCAGCGAGGGAAUCCAAAGAAUUAUCCCCUCACUGGCCUACCUGAUUUCUAGACAUAAAGUAUGAUGGUCAUCAAAAAUAUAAGUUGAUUUUUAAUGUAGUUUGAGUUAUUCAAGCAGAAAAAUGUUUAUUUCACUUCACUGUAGUUUCUGCUAACAUCCAUGUAUAUCUAUAAACUUGUACAAAGGAAAAAUAUGCACAGUUGUUUUUACUAAAAUUGUGAACCUGUUUAAUACAAUGCAGCGUUUUCUAGUUUUGUUAUUUCCUCGCUCUAAAGCUGUGUAAUUUAUUUCUUCAUGGUUUCUGCGUUACGUAGGUACCAGUAAAAUAUUACUGCAGUUACUUGUAAAAUCUGAUGUUUAAAUAUUGUGCUUUCAAACAUGAAGAUGAGACUUUUCUGCCCAUCACCAUCAUUAUCAUAUGACACAAUCACAAGUCCUGAUACGUCUGUAGUUUGAAACAAUGAGAUUUGACUUAAUCCUGAAACUUUUCACAUUUAGGGGCGGUUUCCCGGACAGGGUUUAGAUGAAUCCAGGACUAGACCUUAUACUCUAAAAUGACUGGGUUAUUUUUGACCCAAAAUGGGUAAAUGUUGAACAGAAGUGGGUUAAAACUGACCCAAUGCUGGGUUAUUAUACCCCAUGGUUGCAAAACAACAACCCAACAUUAGGUAAUUUUUAACCCAGCAUGUGUUCUGUCCAAUAUUUACCCAUUAUGGGUCAAAAAUAACCCAGACAUUUUUAGAGUUUAGUUAUAUUAGGACAGUACCAAGUUUUUAUUUUUACAAACAAACCUUACAAAAAACAAUACUGGUGUGCAUCUUGAGACAAAACAAUGGCAAUGAUAUUAUGUUAAUAUAUGUGAGUACAAUGUGUUUUUAAAUUAAAGCAGCUCAAUCAUGCAUUUUAGGAUAAGCCCCAAAUCUAGGAAACCGCCCCGUAAGGUUUGACUUCCAUACUAAAGUUCUGUUUUGUUGUAAAACUCAGUGAGAUAUACGUACACUUACUCUUAAAAUUUUAUUUUACUGAAGAACAUUCAGAUUAAAAAGAAAGUCAUUCUGCCGUAAGUUUAGUGAAUUUAAAGCACAAGUUGUAUUUAAGGGUAUGUAAUGUACUGUAUGUGCAGUUUAAUGGGUCCCAGUUUUGGAUUUGUGCCCUAAAGUUGUAUUCUUCGGCAUUCCUGUAUAAUUUUUUACAGAUGUAGGGACCAAAGAACAGUCCUCAUAUUUCAUAUACGGUAUACUGUAUCGAGAUGUACUGUAAUCCACAGUUUAAAGUUCAUAUCUGUAACUUGUUUUGGCUUAAAGGGUACAUAAAAAUCUGUAUCCUUGUCCCAGUUAAAUAAUUUAUAAUCUGAGCAGGUAAUGUUGGUUUGACAUCAU